AUGGGCUGCUUCUGCGCGGUGCCCGAGGAAUUUUACUGCGAAGUUUUGCUCCUGGAUGAGUCCAAGUUAACCCUCACCACCCAGCAGCAGGGCAUCAAGAAGUCAACGAGAGGUUCCGUUGUCCUUGACCAUGUAUUCCGUCACAUAAACCUCGUGGAGAUUGAUUAUUUUGGGCUGCGUUACUGUGACAGAAGCCACCAGACAUAUUGGCUGGAUCCUGCAAAAACCCUUGCUGAACACAAAGAACUGAUCAACACUGGACCUCCAUAUACUUUGUAUUUUGGUAUUAAAUUCUAUGCUGAAGAUCCAUGUAAGCUUAAAGAAGAAAUAACCAGAUACCAGUUUUUCCUGCAGGUGAAGCAAGAUGUCCUUCAGGGCCGGCUGCCCUGCCCGGCCAGCACCGCUGCUCAGCUGGGAGCAUAUGCCGUGCAGUCUGAACUUGGAGAUUAUGACCCAUAUAAGCAUACUGCAGGAUAUGUGUCAGAAUACCGGUUUGUUCCUGAUCAGAAGGAAGAACUUGAAGAAGCCAUAGAAAGAAUUCAUAAAACUCUAAUGGGUCAGGCUCCUUCUGAAGCAGAGCUGAAUUACUUGAGGACUGCAAAAUCCCUGGAGAUGUACGGCGUUGACCUCCAUCCCGUCUAUGGAGAAAACAAAUCUGAGUAUUUCUUAGGAUUAACUCCAGUUGGUGUUGUUGUUUACAAGAAUAAAAAGCAAGUGGGGAAGUAUUUCUGGCCUCGAAUUACAAAGGUCCACUUCAAGGAGACGCAGUUUGAACUCAGAGUACUGGGAAAAGAUUGCAAUGAAACUUCGUUCUUUUUUGAAGCUCGGAGUAAAACUGCUUGCAAGCAUCUUUGGAAGUGUAGUGUAGAACAUCAUACAUUUUUUAGAAUGCCGGAGAAUGAAUCAAAUUCAUUGUCAAGAAAACUCAGCAAGUUUGGAUCCAUGAGUUAUAAGCACCGGUAUAGUGGCAGGACAGCAUUGCAAAUGAGUCGAGAUCUUUCUAUUCAACUUCCCCGGCCAGAUCAGAAUGUGGCAAGAAGCCGAAGCAAGACUUAUCCUAAGAGAAUAGCACAGACACAGCCAGCUGGAUCAAACAGCAUAAACCAGGUAACUGCAAACACGGAGAAUGGAGAAAAUGAAGGAACAACUAAAAUUAUUGCACCUUCACCAAUAAAAAGCUUUAAGAAAGCAAAGAAUGAAAAUAGUCCUGAUAUCCAAAGAAGCAAACCUCAUGCACCGUGGGAAGAAAAUGGCCCCCAGAGCGGACUCUACAACUCUCCCCAUGACCGCACCAAGUCCCCCAAGUUUCCCUGUGCACGCCGUCGGAACCCCUCCUGUGGGAGCGACGAUUCUGUCCAGCCAACAAGGAGAAGGAAAGCCCAUAACAGUGGUGAAGACUCAGAUCUAAAGCAAAGGAGGAGGUCCCGCUCGCGCUGUAACACAAGCAGUGGUAGUGAAUCAGAGAAUUCUAACAGAGAACACCGGAAAAAGAGAAACAGAAUACGGCAGGAGAACGAUAUGGUUGAUUCAGCGCCUCAGUGGGAAGCUGUAUUAAGGAGACAAAAGGAAAAAAACCAGGCGGACCCCAACAACAGGCGAUCCAGACACAGAUCUCGCUCGAGAAGCCCUGAUGUCCAAGCAAAAGAAGAGUUAUGGAAGCAUAUUCAGAAGGAACUUGUGGACCCAUCUGGGUUGUCAGAAGAACAAUUAAAAGAGAUCCCGUACACCAAAGUCGAGACUCAAGGUGAUCCGAUCCGCAUCAGACAUUCUCAUUCGCCGCGAAGCUACCGCCAGUACCGCCGGUCCCAGUGUUCCGAUGGAGAGCGGUCCGUCCUAUCGGAAGUGAAUUCAAAAACGGAUCUUGUACCUCCACUUCCCGUGACCCGCUCUUCCGAUGCACAGGGUUCUGGGGGCUCCACAGUUCAUCAGAGGAGAAAUGGGUCUAAAGAUAGCCUGAUUGAAGAAAAACCUCAGACAUCUACAAGCAACCUGGCUGGAAAACACAUAGCAAAAACAAUAAAAACGAUCCAAGCUUCACGCCUCAAGAUAGAGACUUGA
Pipistrellus nathusii (Nathusius's pipistrelle) is the source of this 2058-nucleotide messenger RNA. The record is from the annotation of a GenBank genome assembly. Lineage: Eukaryota; Metazoa; Chordata; Mammalia; Chiroptera; Vespertilionidae.